Messenger RNA from Musa acuminata AAA Group (dessert banana), 2744 nucleotides. RefSeq names its product probable glutamate carboxypeptidase VP8. The transcript is spliced from 8 exons. NCBI's taxonomy places the organism in Eukaryota, Viridiplantae, Streptophyta, Magnoliopsida, Zingiberales, Musaceae. The record is from RefSeq and is a predicted model, not a curated record. Gene Ontology annotation, molecular function: carboxypeptidase activity. Bases 698 to 2608 code for a protein of 636 amino acids.
AGUUAAGUGGAUGGAACCUAUUGAAGUCAUAGAUAUAUGCAAGUACGUACCCACUUUUCUUCGAUGAUCCUGGUUGGCCUGUUAUUGCCGACUUGUGACUCUGUUGUUGCCUGUUUAAACAUCGAUUCCUACUUGAACAUUUCUUUUCGUUCUCUAGUGUUUCUUACUAUUCUAUUAUGGCCUUCCCCUUAUCCUAGUAGAAUUGUACUGUUGACAUGGGAUUCAUGGAAGUUAAAAUAGUAAGAAAAAGGAGGGAGAAGACAACACAGCUUGAAGUUAAAAUUUGUUAAGCAUUGCAUCUCCUCCAAAAUUGGAUUGACAAAUUUUUUUUUAAUUUUCAUUUUUCUUCAAACAUUAAUUAGCAUCUCCUUUCCUUUAUAUUGCUUUCACUUUAAAUAACAGUAAAGUGAAUUUAUUACUAGUAUUAUUUACUUGCAGGCAUCUUCAACAUCAAUAAUUAAGGUGGCACUUCUCAUUUGUCACGUUAAAAAACUGGGCGGCUAAAAUAAUAUCCGAUAGUUCAAACCACAAGUUUGCUGCUACGUGAUACUACUCGAGCGAGGAAUCAGUCGCGACCUUACGCCACGGAAAAGUAUAGGCGCGGCAAUUAUUGGUUUCCGCAUCCAUCCCUCAGGUGUCUCCUAUUCGAUUCCCACCAGGCCAAAGAAGUUUAUCGGUAUUUCCACUUCAUUUCAUAAUGAUGCUGAAAGCGAAAACCCAUCCGCCUUCAACGCCACCCUCCGACUUCGUCCCCGUCCCCCAACUCUCUCUCUCUCUCUCUCUCUCUCUCUCUCUCUCUCUCUCUCUCUCUCUUCACGGAAUGCGCCCGCCGCUCCCUCCCAAACACCCCCACGCCCACCGAGCCGUCCUCUGUUUCCUCUCCCUCGUCCUUCUCUUCUUCUUUCUCUUAUACCUCUUCUCCCUUGCCCCUUCCCGGAAUAAACCCUCCCCUCUUCCUUCUCCUCCGCCUUCUUCCCGCAAUGCCCCCGCGGACUCCCUCAGCGAUCCUCACCGCCUCUUCCUCUCCCUCUCCCCCGGCGCCAAUGCUAGCAUCGCAGCCCACCUCCGCACCCUCACCCUCCGCCCACACCUAGCCGGCACCCCUUCCGCGGCCCACGCCGCCUCCUACGUCCUCGCCCACCUCCGCUCCGCCGGCCUCCGGACCCUCGUGGCCGACUACUAUCCGCUCCUCUCCUACCCCGCCUCCGCCUCCCUCGCCCUCCUCCGCCCUGACGGCGCCCUCCUGAGGUCACUUCCCCUUGCUGAGCCCGCAGACCCCGAGGCCGCCGCCGUGCCGCCGUACCACGCCUACUCUCCCUCAGGCGCCGCCAUGGCCCCCGGGGUGUUCAUCAAUUAUGGCCGGGAGGAGGACUACCGGGCGCUCGACCGGCUUGGUGUCGACGUCAAGGGCUGCGUCGUGAUCGUGCGACGCGGCGGCGGGUACCGGGGUGCGGUGGUUGUGAGGGCCGCGGCGAGAGGCGCGGUGGCUGUGCUGAUGUUUAAGGCGGCCGACCGCGGUGGAGUCGAGAGGGGGACCGUGUUGCUCGGCGGGGUCGGCGAUCCGCUGACCCCCGGGUGGGCGGCUCCUUCCGCCGCGGCUGCGGCGGACGACGGUGGGGGCGAGAGGCUUGACGCCGACGAGGAGGAGGUGAGGCGGAGGUUCCCCAAGAUUCCGUCGAUGCCGCUGGCGGAGGCUGUGGCGAUGGAGAUUUUGAGGACGCUGGGUGGGCCCCCGAUGCCUCGCGCUUGGAGAGACGCGUUGCCUUUGGCGGAGGACAGCGGCGUCGGACCCGGCCCCACGUUGGUCAACCUCACGUAUCAGGAAGAUAAGAAGUUGGCAAAGAUUCAGAAUGUUUUCGGUGUCAUAAGGGGAAGUGAGGAGCCAGAUCGUUAUGUUAUCCUUGGCAACCACAGAGAUGCAUGGACAUUUGGUGCUGUGGACCCCAAUAGUGGAACAGCUGCACUUCUUGAUGUUGCUCGCCGUUAUGGGAGCUUGUUGCGCUCGGGCUGGAGACCUCGAAGGACAAUAAUCCUAUGCAGUUGGGAUGCAGAGGAGUUUGGAAUGAUUGGAUCUACUGAAUGGGUUGAGCAGAACCUUGGAAAAUUGACAUCGAUGGCUGUGACAUACUUGAAUGUCGAUUGUGCAGUUCAAGGUGAUGGUUUUUUUGCUGGUGCAACUCCCCAGUUGGACAAGCUUCUAGUUCAAGUUACAAAACAGAUCCAGGAUCCAGAUUUGGAAGGCAGGACGGUUUAUGAUUCUUGGGCAGCAAAUAAUGAAGGUAUCAGUAAGAUUGAAAGACUGGCUAGAGCUGAUUCAGAUUUUUCUGCAUUUUUACACCAUGCGGGGAUUCCUUCUGUGGAUUUGUACUAUGGUGAAGCAUUCGGCGGCUACCAUACUGCUUUUGACUCCUAUAAAUGGAUGAUAGAACAUGGAGAUCCAUCAUUUCAUCGCCAUGUAGCCACAUUCCCAUCCCUCGGGGAUGCGGAGGCGGUAAUAUGCGCAACCGGGUUUCGUUAUUCGUGGGAUAUCUUCGCCCCUUGGAAGGUUGCAGGUGGACAAUUUUGGUACGGUGAACCUAGUGGAAGCAUGCCGGAAAACUGGGGUUAAUAGGUUCAUCCUUGUCAGUUCCAUUUUGGUCAACGGGGCUGCAAUGGGCCAAAUACUUAAUCCAGCUUAUAUAAUACUAAAUGUAUUUGGGCUUACAUUGAUAGCAAAGCUACAAGCGGAGCAAUACAUCCGAAGA